Molecule: messenger RNA, 783 nt
Organism: Cladocopium goreaui
Lineage: Eukaryota; Dinophyceae; Suessiales; Symbiodiniaceae
Source: the annotation of a GenBank genome assembly
AUGAAGCAAUUGUAUCUUGAGUACUUGCAGAGUGGGGAAGAUUGGCUUUCGUCUUCAAUCGUAGUUUCCCAAAGGCAAUCCAACACCAGCACUACUGGGGGACGCACGGGUUGGUUGACCAGGAAUGAUCUGCUGGUUAAGUACCACCAGAACACCGCUCUGGUGGAUCAGUUGAUCCAGGCCAAGACUGCAGCUGGGCAGAGCCGAGCUCAUCCUGAGUUUCCUCAUGCGGAGGACAUGAAGCAGUACAAGGUUUGGCUAGAGGAUUACGAAGUGAACGAAGACUCCAACCAACGUUUGGUUGCAGUAUCCCGCGAGGCUGAAGGAACCCAUGAUGGUCAAGUGCAGCCGAACCAGUCAGGUGAUCAGAAUUCAGGCAAUAAUCCGCCACCAAAGCCACCACGUGUACCAAAGGAAAAGAAAGAGAAAACUGAGGACCAGCUUGCACGUGCUGCAAUUGUAAAGGUGAAUGCCAACCUCUUGGAAAUCACCCAGUGGAACUUCAAGCUCCAAAAAGCGAACGUGGCGGAUCUGAUCGCCCAAGCCUUUGUGUCGCAAAUGGAGAACGAGGGUGUGGAACUUCGCAAGGCAAAAGCUGCCUUGGAGGAUGCCCUGGCGAAUGGGACUGAUCUCAACAUGCCGCGUGUUGCCUUGGAUGCGGCAAACGAGCAGUACAAAAGUGCAUCAGCCCAGAUCCGAAAAACGGCCGUGCCGCCCAAGGCAGCAAAAGCCAAGGCGAAAGCUUCUGCAAAAGCAAAAGCCAAUGCUGGGCCAAGCACGUAG